This is a messenger RNA of Osmerus eperlanus (European smelt), 3222 nucleotides long. RefSeq names its product secretory carrier membrane protein 2, like (gene scamp2l). The record is from RefSeq and is a predicted model, not a curated record. The transcript is spliced from 9 exons. Bases 93 to 1100 code for a protein of 335 amino acids. Gene Ontology annotation, cellular component: recycling endosome membrane; trans-Golgi network membrane. Gene Ontology annotation, biological process: protein transport. NCBI's taxonomy places the organism in Eukaryota, Metazoa, Chordata, Actinopteri, Osmeriformes, Osmeridae.
GUCGCUGUCUGUGCGCUAUCAACAGACACCAGCUAGCAAGGAGGCACGAUCUGUCAUUUUGUUUACUUCCAAGGGAAAACACGGUCAGAACAAUGUCGGAAUUUGACAACAACCCUUUCGUAGAUCCAAUGGAUGUCAACCCUUUCCAGGAUGCCUCAGUCACAGAAGUCACAACUGGUGGGAUUGAACAUGUUGAAGAAUUCAACCCUUUUUCAUCUAAUUUAAUGGGGAGCCAGUCAGGCACCACUAUCCCCAUCUCUGCUGCCUCCUCUCAACCAGCAGUUUUGCAAGCAUCAGUGGAACCUAGUCCGCAGGCUACGGCUGCUGCAGCUCAGGCCAACCUGAUCAGGCAGCAGGAGGAGCUGGAGAGGAAAGCAGCCGAACUGGAUCGCAAAGAAAAGGAGCUGCAGAACAGGAGCCAAGGAGGAUCAGCAGGUGAUCCCGUCAAAGAAAACAAUUGGCCACCACUUCCCAAGUUUUUCCCUUUGAAGCCCUGCUUCUACCAAGAUUUCAAUGAGGACAUCCCUGAGGAAUACCAGAAGAUUUGCAAGAGAAUGUACUACCUAUGGAUGUUUCACAGUGUCACCCUCUUCCUCAAUGUGUUGGCCUGCCUGGCCUAUUUUACCACUGACGCGGGGAAGGGGGUGGACUUUGGUUUGUCCAUCCUUUGGUUUAUCCUCUUCACCCCCGUCUCGCUCAUCUGUUGGUACAGGCCAGUUUACAAAGCCUUCAGGUCGGAUAGUUCCUUCAGCUUUUUUUUCUUCUUCUUCGUCUUUUUCUUCCAAGUGGCGGUUUACAUAAUCCAAAGUGUGGGGAUCCCCAGUUGGGGAAACAGUGGAUGGAUAGCAUCAAUCUCCAUGAUCAGAACUAACGUGGCAGUAGCUGUGGUCAUGAUGGUAGUGGCGGGCUUCUUCACUGUAAACGCUGUUCUCGCAGUCAUCCUGCUGAAAAUGGUCCACUCCAAGUACCGGCGGACAGGGGCCAGCUUCAACAAGGCCCAGCAGGAGUUCUCCCAGGGGGUCUUCACUAAUAGCACCUUCCAGAGUGCAGCAGCUGGCGCAGCCUCCUCUGCCGCCCAGGGCGCCUUCCAGAGAAACUAGGCCAUCAGACCACCAGAGCCAACUCCAAAGUCUUAGUCUUCCUCAUGAAAUUACUUUCUGCUGUGCAUUUAUUGAUGCCAGUCUGGUCAGAUCCCAAUUUCUUUUCCCAGGUCAAAUUCCAAUACCUUACCAUCCCCUCCAAGGUCCAGUUUGUUUAUACAAGUGAUAUGAGAAAUAGCAAUCUGAAUGCAUGGCUUGAACGGAUUGGUGGAUGCAUGCAAGUGUCCCAUAUUGUGUCAUAUUGUACAUCAUCAGGUUUGAAAGAAGGGGAGGAGGCUGUACAAGAAUUUUGGGACUAAUGCAGUGACAGAAAAUUAGUCAGUGACCUCAGAGAACACUGGACUGACUACUAAAUACUCUGGUGUCCUAAUUUAUUAGAGAAAUCAUGAAAGUAACGUGUUCUAUUUGUUUACCUCUGGCACGUAAAGUCUCCUUUCCUGUCAUAUCCCUAGAAUCUUUAUUCUUGAUUUUUAUUAUUAUUUUUCAACGAUUCAAUAAUUAUUAAUGAUUGUUAAUCAAAUCAGGCCAACUAAACACAAUUUGAAUGGCUCUUCUUGAAAUUACCUGUACUAGUUAUAUUUAACUAUAUCCAGACGGGUCUGUUCCUCAGGACACCUGUUUGGAUUUGAGAACUGUACACAAGUAAAACUGUUAGGCCACAGGGAAGGUAGAACCAUGUUACUGAAGGAAUGUUACUGAAGGAAUAACAUAUAGGAUUGUGUAAAGCCCAGUCUUGGACAGGACAGCAAAGGGCUGCCAAUUUACUUAUUUGCAGUUUCCUCUAAUGUUGAUUGAUGAUGGACGUGGUAUGACGUUUUUUUGUUACAUAUUAUAUUUCUAUAAUCACGCAGUUGUACAAUACGUGUAAUUGGAAGAGAUACUAUAAAUGAAGUAUGGAAAUGGCAUUUGUGGAUGCCUAAAGGAAGACUUGUAGUUUACCUGAGAUGACCCACUAAAUCUGGGUUUGAGUAACAAGCUUUUAACCGGUGAAGGUUUUUUGCAAACUGAUUAUUUAUCAAUCAAAUCGCCCAUGUCUUUCUGAAUAUACAUAAAGUUUGCAUUUGUAUCAGUUUAAUCUGGUUAUAUGCAUAAUUUUCUUUUUCUCCAUUUGAAUCACCUUAGAAUUAGUUAACAUGGGUGUUGUGGCAUUAUAGCAAUGGAUUUUGAAUGUAUUUAGUGCAGGAAUGGGUGUUUGUGUGAAUGAGCUGACAGAACAAAUUACUAGAUCAUUUAAUAAUGAUGCAUCUGCCUGAAAGGAUAUCAGAUGUAAGGCAACUGUAUUGUCUGCAGUGUAGAGUUCAACAAAAAUGGCAACGAUCAAAAUACAACUAGUCUUGACUCAAGUAGCAGCGUAGCAGUUGUAUAACCCUGUGUUAUUGAAUGUACGUUUGCCAGACACUGCUCUUCAAGUAAAGCUGAAUACUGUCUCUUUUUAUAUUCAUUGCUAUGUGCCUAUCUGUUACAUCUAGCAGACACUGGCUUAUGUGAAUUUGCAUUUUGUUCACUCAAUUGCUGCAAUCAUGGAUGUUACAAAUCUUUUCUAACCCAGUGAGAAAAGUAUACAAAAUAUGUACAGUCUGCUUUUUGCAUGUACAUUUUGCUGACAUCCUUUUUGUUGUGUUUUUCCUAAGAUGGUUAGAAAUGUACAGGUAUGAUGUUUUUUCUUUCUCCUAAUAAUGUAACUGGGUUUACUGUACUGUAAUUCAUGGGAGUCGUUUUUUAUUAUUGCAAUCUGUCUUGUUUCUCUGUACAUAUUUCUGAAAUGUUAUAAUGCACAUUUGACAGAAGGCUUUUAAAAUAUGUCAUAGAUUCUGAUCUGAUCUAAUAGGGGCUGGCUCUAGUUUUGUUAUAGCUCACCCAAAGAGGUCCUUCUAGAACUGGCCCUGCGUAACUGCGUAAUUUAUAGAUUUAACGUUACCAUCAAGUUCCAUGAAUUGAUUUAUCAUUGUUCAUACUCAUAGUUCUUAAUACAAUUGCAAUUCCAGUCCACACAUCUGAAUGUGAGAUUUUUUUGGUGUGUCAUUGGACCUUAUUUUAACAUUUGAUGGAUGAUGCUGGUCAAAAUGUCAAGUUUUGUGCACCUUAAGUGCCGGGUACAGAUAAAUAAAAGUCAGAAACUCCA